Messenger RNA from Carassius carassius (crucian carp), 1414 nucleotides. Its product is annotated as UV excision repair protein RAD23 homolog B-like. Gene Ontology annotation, molecular function: proteasome binding; polyubiquitin modification-dependent protein binding; ubiquitin binding. The coding region runs from base 12 to 1235 and encodes 407 amino acids. The record is from RefSeq and is a predicted model, not a curated record. Lineage: Eukaryota; Metazoa; Chordata; Actinopteri; Cypriniformes; Cyprinidae. Gene Ontology annotation, cellular component: cytosol; nucleoplasm. The transcript is spliced from 10 exons. Gene Ontology annotation, biological process: nucleotide-excision repair; proteasome-mediated ubiquitin-dependent protein catabolic process.
CAGUGCGGCGUAUGGGGGACGUUCCGUCGAGUGUUUACGCGCGUAAUGGCGGCGGACAGGCUGUGAUGAGCCUCGGCGGAGAAACACAGCCAGCGAUCAGCCCUCGGUCAGUUUCCACAGCGGCGACACGGAAGAACACGAACAUGCAGAUCACGCUGAAAACCCUCCAGCAACAGACGUUCAAAAUCGACAUCGAUGCGGAGGAGACGGUGAAGGCCCUGAAGGAGAGGAUCGAGGUUGAGAAGGGGAGAGAUCAGUUCCCUGUGGCGGGGCAGAAGCUGAUAUAUGCAGGAAAAAUCCUGAGCGAUGACACGGCUCUCAAGGAGUACAAGAUCGAUGAGAAGAACUUUGUGGUGGUGAUGGUAGCAAAGCCCAAAGCAUGUCCUGCAUCGCUCCCUUCACCUGCUGCUCCAGCGGUCAGCACAGAGUCCUCCAGCACUACCCCAGCCCUGACCCCUUCAUCAGAAACACAGUCUGAGAGCAGGACUGAAGAGGAGAAGCCCCCCAGCGGUGCGGAGACCUCCUCUACACCCGCCAGUUCUUUGCUGAAUGCAGACAUCUUUGAAGAGGCGACGGCAGCGCUGGUGACGGGUCAGUCCUACGAGAACAUGGUGACAGAGAUCAUGCUGAUGGGAUACAAGAGAGAGCGAGUGGUGGCCGCACUGAGAGCCAGUUUCAACAACCCUGACCGCGCCGUGGAGUACCUGCUCACGGGUAUCCCAGCGGAGAGUGAGGGUGGUGUGGGAGGGGCUGACCCCGUGGCUCCUCCUCCUGUUGUGUCCACAAGCCUCUCUUCAGUGUCCAGCACCGCCCCGUCACAGACCAGCACAGGAUCAGGCGCUAAUCCUCUGGAGUUCCUGAGGAACCAGCCUCAGUUCCUGCAGAUGAGACAGAUCAUCCAGCAGAACCCGUCUCUGCUACCAGCUCUCCUACAGCAGAUCGGCAGAGAGAACCCUCAGCUGCUGCAGCAAAUCAGCAGUCAUCAGGAGCAGUUCAUCCAGAUGCUUAAUGAGCCGGUGCAGGAGGCGGGGCAAGGAGGUGCAGGGGGCGUGGCUGAGGCUGGAGGCGGAGCCAUGAACUACAUCCAGGUCACACCUCAGGAGAAAGAAGCUAUCGAGAGGCUAAAAGCCCUUGGAUUCCCAGAAGGACUCGUUAUACAGGCUUACUUUGCUUGUGAGAAGAAUGAAAACUUGGCUGCAAACUUCCUUUUACAACAGAACUUUGAUGAUGAUUAGAGGAGUGGCCCCCCAUCAAUCCCCUCUCAUGGGUUUUUGUUUUUCAGUGAUCAUUUUUUGAGAAGAAAAUCUACACACACACACACACACACACACGGGCUGUGGUAUUCUGUCUGAUUCUACACACUGGAUGACAUGAGCACGUCCGUCUGGAGAUGAGCACAUCAUUGUUCGUCUCC